This is a messenger RNA of Phaeodactylum tricornutum CCAP 1055/1, 1137 nucleotides long. RefSeq lists its product with no specific name. The record is from RefSeq and is a predicted model, not a curated record. Bases 1 to 1137 code for a protein of 378 amino acids. The transcript has a single exon. Lineage: Eukaryota; Bacillariophyta; Bacillariophyceae; Surirellales; Neidiaceae.
AUGAUCGACGAGGAGGAAAAGCUUGCCAAGACCUCAAUGACGACGUCCAUUGAUACCUCCGCAGCCAACAAACCAGCGACCGAAUCGCCUGAAAUCGAAUCGUUACUGAGCCCCGUGCGACAGAAGAGAGAAUGGCUAGAAAACAAGUUCAAGGAAGACUUUUUGGCGAAUCGGCCACGACUUAGUCCGGGACAUGAACUUGUGGAGGCCCGCCACAAAUGGUUACAAGAAGAAGCCCGUCGGAAUCGGGAAGCAGUUAUACGCCUGAAUGACAUUGAAGUCUCGCAAGAUGUCCUGGAAGCCAAGAAAAAGUGGCUUACUGAAGACGAACGGAUCGUCCAGGAAAUGCGUGUGCAUGUGUUCUCCGAAAAUCCAGCUGGAGAUGGCAACGUUUCGGGUGAACCCGAAGUUGAUUUUCGGGCGUAUUCGUCUAAAAGUGAGCGACGGGAUUUGCCCAAUGAUAGAGAGACAGAAACCAGCUCUAAUGAGGACGAGCGCGAAGAUAACUUUGAGGACUGGGGUAAUCUGUUGGAAAAGAUUUUUACCGACGAAAUGGUCUUUAUCGAUGAGUCCGCCGAUGAUUAUAUUGAGGUAGCUCAAUCGAGGGCGGAAACACUAGCUCCCAUGCCAGGUGGCAUGCCUUCAUACCCACUUUUCGUUGAAAGCGACACGUCGGGAAUCUCGAAUAAAAAUCAUUGUGUUUCAGAAAGUUCAGAUGUCCGCAACGAGCGGACGACAGUGGAAUGCGAAUUAUUUCCGGGUGAAUUGGCUUAUCCCGAAAAAUCGAGGCGGGAUCCUGAAAAGACGGAGCUUUCGUCUGGAGAGACAGCUAAUCUGGCAGUGCUCAAAGCCGAAAAGAUGACAUCUGCGAAGAAAAAAGACCUAGAGUCUGCUGAAUCGUACUUAGCAAUUGCCGAUAAAGUCUACUGGGAAAGUAUGGCACUUUUGGAUCUCACUAGAGGUCAAAUGCAUGCCUCUCCCGCGAAAUUGUCGAAAGGGGAAAUUUUGUUGUCGACAGAAAAGGCAGGAGUGGAUAGUAACAAGAUUCGAGUUGUGGAAAAGGAACCCCUUGUUCCGCUCAACACGGACUUUGGAGUAGUGGAAGCGCGUUGUCUUGAACGUUGUGUCAUUUCUUAG